AUGAAGAUCGCGUCCAGGGAGAAGGAGACGACGGGUGAAUCGCGGGGGCGUGCGAAAUGGCAGUACUAUUUUGGCCAUUUGAAGACGCUGCUCAAGACGGACCCAGUGUUCAAGAUAUCAAGGCUUAAGUUGAUUGGUCCUCUGGAUAAGCCGAUCUCGGUCCCACCUCCUGGGACCAACAAAGUCGACGAGAUCAAUUUGAUUUUGCAGAUGUUGAACGACAUGGGUGUCUGCCCUAACGCCUUUGAUGGAGAUGAACUGCUGAGUUGCAGCUUGGAACAGUAG
Peronospora matthiolae is the source of this 285-nucleotide messenger RNA. Lineage: Eukaryota; Oomycota; Peronosporomycetes; Peronosporales; Peronosporaceae. The record is from the annotation of a GenBank genome assembly.